AUGAUACUCGUGUUUGACUCAUUUAGUUAUAUUCAAGUUUCUAUUAUCAGGAUCGCAGCAGUUGCCGGCACUAAAAAAUGCCAUGUGGUUUUUUUCAUAUCAUCCCAAAACAAGGGACACUGCUUAUUUAGAAAGAAAGUGCUGUCAACAAUUGUAUAUUUGAAUGCCAGCAGCCGCAACUAUGUCUUCGACAAGUGGCAGUUUGCCCAGUUCGGCCGCCUCAGAGGACUCUGUGAUGUCUCUGGGCUCGGACGAUGGCAACUUCGACAACAUCAAUGUCGUCGUCAGAGUGCGGCCACUCACUCAUCAAGAAGAAGGAAAGAAAGAUAUUCAAGUCGUACAAUUCCCAGCGGAAGGACAAAUCUCUCUGGAAGACAACACCGUAUCAGGUCCUCGUUCCUUCACCUUUCAUGUUGUGUUCGAACCAGAAGCCACUCAGGAGGAGGUGUUCGAUCACUGCGGCAUCAAAAAGCUCAUCGACAUGGCUCUCGAUGGGUUUGCCUCUACUGUUUUGGCAUACGGACAAACUGGAGCUGGAAAAACUUAUACUCUCACAGGACCACAGGUGACGAUCUGUUGCGACCUGGUGAGCGUCAUUCCCCUGGUGUCGUCCACAUGGCUUUUGCGUACCUCUUCAAUCAGAUUAAACAGAGGAAAGAUAUCGAAUACAUAGUACAAGCUUCCUACAUGGAGAUAUACAAGGAACAUGUUCUUGACCUCCUGAAUCCCUCUACGAAGCCAUUACCUGUGAGAUGGUCAAAAGAGAAAGGAUUUUAUGCCGAAAAUCUCUUCGUAGUCGAAUGUGAAGACGCCGGAGAUUUGGAAGGAGUUUUAGACGAAGGUAGAAAGAACCGUCAGGUGAGGGCUCACAACAUGAACGAGCACUCUUCGAGGUCCCACACGAUGCUCAUUCUGACCCUGACCUCGGAGGUGAGGGACUCAGAAGAUCCCACCCACUUCAUCCGGCGUUACGGAAAGAUCUUCCUGGUCGACCUGGCAGGAUCGGAGAAGACCAAGAAGACCAACAGCCGGGGAGAGACACUCAAAGAGGCCAACAACAUCAACAAAUCACUCUUAGUACUAGGCAACUGCAUCAGUGCAUUGGCAGAUCCUCGAAAGCGAAGUGGCCACAUUCCCUACAGAGACAGCACACUCACAAAACUACUGGCCGACAGUCUGGGAGGUAGCGGCUUGGCUUUGAUGAUCGCCUGUGUAUCCCCAAGUCGAGCGAAUCUCGCCGAGACUAUAAACACUUUGAGGUACGCAUCGAGAGCAAAGAAAAUCAAGACGAAACCAAUGGUCAGAAUGGACCCGAGAGAACAGCUGAUCAUAAGCCUGAAGAGGGAAGUUCGGGUGCUGAGAAUGGAAAACAGCUUCUUGAGGCAACAGCUCCAUUUAGAUAAUGGACUGUUGACAAAUAACAAAGGAGCUGUAGCCAUACGAGGAAACGUGUCAAUGGACGAUAUGAAACCAGAUGAGGUGAAAACUAUGCUUCAACAAUACAUGAAUGACAACGAAUCAUUAAGGGAAGAAAAUGCGGAAUUGAGAUUUACGAAUGAUCUACUGACUCGAGAACUUGAAAGAGUCAACAAAGAGAACGAAAGGUUGCAGAAAGAAAG
This is a messenger RNA of Parasteatoda tepidariorum (common house spider), 1619 nucleotides long. Lineage: Eukaryota; Metazoa; Arthropoda; Arachnida; Araneae; Theridiidae. The record is from RefSeq and is a predicted model, not a curated record.